This is a messenger RNA of Paramecium pentaurelia, 1903 nucleotides long. NCBI's taxonomy places the organism in Eukaryota, Ciliophora, Oligohymenophorea, Peniculida, Parameciidae. The record is from the annotation of a GenBank genome assembly.
UAUGUAACCAACAGAAGUAUAUUUGAUAUUAUUAAUAUAGGAAACUUAAGUAUUGAACUCAUCUCCUAGAAUGAAAACAGAUCGAUUUGUAAGCACAUAAGCUGUAGCAAUGAGAUCUAUUCAAAAAGCAAUAAAGUAAUUUUGAGAUUCAUUUUAGAAAAUAAGAUUUGUCUUUUAUUCUUGGUUCCUUAAAUAAUUAUUAAGGGGCAUCCUAACAAUAAAAUGAAAGUGUAAGAAACUUUUAGAUUUUUAGUUAUAACUGUUUUAAAUGGAAGAAAAAGAAGUUCAUUUAAAAUUAGGAGAACUUAGAAAAGAGUUUGAUACUUACCACACAUCAUCUCUAUAUAAGGAAAAGGAGAUAUCUUAAUUUAAAGUAGAAAAUAAUUAUUAUUAUUCUUAAGGAUCAACUUCUAAAGUUAAAUUUGGAAGAAGCAGAGUUAAUAAAUAAUACAACAGAAUUAACAAAAGAAUUGGAAUGCUCAAAAACAGAAUAUAUGUAGGCUAAAUAAAGAUUUGAGGAAAGUUAGAUGAGUGAAAAAUCUUAUACACAUGUUAUAAAUAGAUUAAAGCAUGAUGUACUAUGUUUUAGAAAGAAAUUAAAUGAAAUGGGAGAUAUUUAUGAAAAGAAGAAAGCAGAAGCUAAUUAAGCAGAUGCAAAAUAAUGGGAAUCAAUAUAAUUAAAUCAAAUGACAAGAAAGUUAUGUGAUGAAAUGAUGAAUGUAUUUGUCUAUUGAGAUUUAAUUAUAUAGAAUAUUGAAAUAGAGAAGAAUAAUAGACAAAGACAAAUUGCAUAAUAUAAUAAACAAAUUAAGGCAUAAUUAAUAGCAAAAGAGAAAAGAGAUGAAAGAAUGAUAAAAUAAAGAGAAAUAGCAGAACAUGCCAGUAAUGAUAAGGAUGCAAGUGAAGUAAUUUAAUUAUUUAAUAUUUUUUAUAGAAAAAAUGGAGAAAACUAUUAUUAGCACAUAAAGUAGUUCAUUCUUUAUUGAAAAAUAAAAUGGAAAAAGAAAUGGAAAAAUUUUAAGUUGUAGAAACUGCAUUUUAAGAAAUUAAGACAGCUACAGGAAUUUCAGAAGCAUAAGAAAUAGUUUAAAAAUUUUUAACAAAAGAAGCUACAUAUGGUUAACUUUUAGGUACUAUAGCAGAAAAUGAAAAGAAAAUUGAACAUUUGAAAAGGAAAAAAGAAAAUUUGAAGUAAAAUUUUUAUUAAUUUUAGAAAUAAAUUUUAAUAAUUAAAAGAUGAAGUUUAAAUUAUGGAAAUGAGUGCAAAACCUUCAAAAAAGGGAGUAGAUUCAGAAAUAUAUAAAUAAUUUUACAGUAUUGAUGAUAGAGCAAAAAAAGCAGAAAUUAUGAAAUAAAAAUUAUAUGCUUGGAGUAUUAAAAUGCUAGGCAAAAUAGAGAAAGCAUCUAUGUAAUUUUUAGAUGAAAGAACAAAUUAUUAUCAUAUUUAUCCAAGAGGCAAAGAAGUUGAAUUAUUUGAAUAACUAUAAAAGUUAAUUUUUGAAGAUAUUGAACAAGCUAGACCUGAAGUAAUUUAAAUUAUUAUAUCAUUAGGAAAUUUUGUAAAUAAUUGGAGAAGUUAAUAGAUCCAAUAUUAGAAAUGAUACAUUAAAUGAGGAAUAUCUCAAAAAAAAUGUUAGAAUUAAAUAUAAAAAAUUGACUUAAAGAGAAGCUCUUAAAAGAACUAAAUCUAUGGACUCUAAAGCUGAUUUAAGCAAUAGAAGUUUUAGUUAAUUUGGAUAAUCUAGUGAUUCAAGUGCUGAAUAAUCAUAUUAUGAAUCAGAAUCUGAAGGAAAUACUAUAGAUGAAAAUAGUGAGAAGAACCAUUUUAAUUAUCUAAGGGAUGAAGCAAAAUAGGUUAAAAAAUAAAAGAAAAAGGAUGAUGGUUCAGAUGGAAAGAAAUGAU